This is a messenger RNA of Nannospalax galili (Upper Galilee mountains blind mole rat), 1288 nucleotides long. It is a transcript of the gene Pter, whose product is annotated as phosphotriesterase related. Lineage: Eukaryota; Metazoa; Chordata; Mammalia; Rodentia; Spalacidae. Gene Ontology annotation, molecular function: zinc ion binding; hydrolase activity, acting on ester bonds. Bases 159 to 1208 code for a protein of 349 amino acids. The transcript is spliced from 5 exons. Gene Ontology annotation, biological process: catabolic process. The record is from RefSeq and is a predicted model, not a curated record.
GGCUUCGGGCCAGGGGGCGGGGAAAGGCCACUGGGAAGGCAGUGGGGUGGCAGACUGAGGAAGUGAGGGCCCCUGGGGAGAAGGCGGCGCACAGCCAGAGGAAGGGAGCUCCGGAUCUGCUGCCCCGAGGACCGGAGCAUAUCCCAACACCAUCAGGAAUGUCUGCUUUAAGUGGAAAAGUACAGACUGUUCUGGGCCUCAUAGAGCCAAGCAAACUGGGCCGCACCCUAACCCAUGAGCACUUGACAAUGACCUUUGACUGUUUUUACUACCCACCGCCUCCAUGUCAUGAAGCUACCUCCAAGGAACCUAUCAUGAUGAAAAAUUUAUUUUGGAUUCAGAAAAACCCAUAUUCCCAUAGAGAGAACCUUCAGUUGAACCAGGAGGCUGAAGCCAUAAGGGAAGAAUUGUUAUAUUUCAAAGCUAAGGGUGGAGGGGCUUUGGUGGAAAACACCACCACUGGGAUCCACAGGGACGUGCAGACACUGAAGUGGCUGUCAGAGCAGACCGGAGUCCACAUCAUAGCUGGAGCUGGGUUUUAUGUGGAUGCAACUCACUCUGCAGAGACCAGGGCCAUGUCAGUGGAACAGCUUACAGAUGUCCUUAUUAAUGAAAUUCUCCAUGGGGCUGAUGGAACCAGUAUCAAGUGUGGAGUUAUUGGAGAAAUAGGCUGCUCCUGGCCAUUGACUGAGAGUGAAAGAAAGGUGCUUCAGGCCACAGCUCACGCACAGGCUCAGCUUGGCUGUCCUGUCAUUAUCCAUCCUGGACGGAACCCCCGUGCACCAUUCCAGAUCAUCCAAGUACUGCAAGAAGCAGGUGCAGAUAUCUCCAAAACAGUGAUGUCCCACCUUGACAGGUCUAUAUUUAAUAAGAAGGAGCUGCUGGAGUUUGCUGAACUCGGGUCCUAUUUGGAGUAUGAUCUCUUUGGUACAGAACUUCUUCAUUACCAGUUCAAUCCAGAUAUUGAUAUGCCUGAUGAUAACAAAAGAAUUCGAAGGGUACGCUUCCUGGUGGAUGAGGGCUAUGAAGACCGAAUUCUCAUGGCACAUGACAUACACACGAAGCAUCGUCUGAUGAAGUAUGGAGGUCAUGGCUACUCUCAUAUACUCACCAACGUUGUUCCUAAAAUGUUACUUAGAGGUAUAACUGAGAACGUACUUGAUAAGAUACUCAUUGAGAACCCAAAGCAAUGGCUAACCUUCAAAUAGGAUGGUGGUUUAAGAAUGUAGACCUUAAGGCUGGGCGUGGUGGCACACACCUUUAGUCCCAGCACUUGGGAGGCAGAAGC